Molecule: messenger RNA, 1790 nt
Organism: Drosophila subpulchrella
Lineage: Eukaryota; Metazoa; Arthropoda; Insecta; Diptera; Drosophilidae
Product: monocarboxylate transporter 7
Exons: 5
Coding region: 51-1712 (553 amino acids)
Biological process (GO): transmembrane transport; monocarboxylic acid transport
Molecular function (GO): monocarboxylic acid transmembrane transporter activity
Source: RefSeq, a predicted model, not a curated record
CUGAGUUCCGACUCCAUCAGUAGCAGUUCACUUGCCGCCCAGCAUUCGCGAUGAAGAAGUCGAAAGCCUACACUCUAGAGGCCCCUGAUGGCGGCUGGGGAAUCCUCGUCUGCAUUGGCAUGGCCCUGCCCUUUACGAGUGCUCUGGCGGCUUUGCCAUCUUUUGGCCUGGUCUUUGGCGACUUCCUGAAGAGCAUCGGGGCGGAGACCAGCGCCAUGGCCAUCAUUACCAGCGCCUUCUUCUCGUCAAUGAGCUUCGCCGGCUUGUUCUCCGGCUCCCUGUUCCAGCGAUUCGGAAUGCGCCAGGUGGGCGUUACGGGGGGCAUUUUGUACUUCGUGGGCACCGGACUUCAGUUGUUCGCCACCUCCACGUUUCACCUGCUCAUAGCCUUCAGCCUGGUCCAGGGAUUCGCCUUCGGACUGAUGGUGCCCACCUGCUAUACGACCUUCAACCAUUACUUCGUCAAGAACAGGGUGUUGUGGAUGAGCUUUGCCCAGACCUUGAUCGGUUUGGGAGCCAUGCUGUAUCCGAUUGUCAUGCAAAAGUUGAUGCAUUGGUAUGGCUUCCGGGGCUGUCUGCUCAUCCUCACGGGACUGAAUGCACAUGCCAUACUGGGGAUGCUAGUGAUGCAUCCAGUGGAGUGGCACAUGCGUCGCGUGCCCAUCGAGGAGGAGGAGCAAGAGCUCAAGGAGCUGAGGGACCAGCAUCAGCCGGUGAAGCCAACGGUGGUGGUAAGAGUGCAGCCGGAAACCCCCUUAAAGGCUCCCAAGGAGGAGCCCAACUUCCAUGCCGGUGAUCCUGCAUCGCGGAGACUAUCCCACGCCGAGGAGCACAUGCUGCGCGUCCACUGCAGCCGGGCUUCGAGCAUCACCAGCCUGGGCAAUUGGUCCGGACCCGUAGUGGUCAGCGAUGCCUCUCCCCAGAUGAUGCACAGCCUGCAGGCCUCCCGGCGCCAGAGUAUGGUUGUCGGUGGAGCAGUUGGAGGAGCAGCUGGAGGAUCUGUGACCCAGGAUGAUGCACCAAAGAAAGGCUGGGUGCGCACCAUUGUCGAUUUCCUCGACCUCACGCUGCUCAAGAAGCCCAUCUACGUGAACAUCGUGCUGGGGAUCACCUUCGCACUCUACUCCGACAUCACGUUCUUCACCAUGCAGCCAGUCUACCUCUUUGAACUGGGCUACAGCAGGCCCGAUACUGCCACCAUUAUAGCUAUUGGAGCAGCCGCAGACUUGUCAUCUCGUAUUUUUCUGGCCAUCACAGCUGUGUGCAUCCAAGUUCCCUCCCGAUACAUUUAUUUGGCCGGAGCCGUUUUAACGGUCUUUGCUAGAUUUGUUUUCAAUGGAAUCACAGAGUUUACGGGUAUGGCCUACAUUACGGCCGUGAUUGGAUUUCUUCGCACCUGGCUCCACGUUCCAUUACCCUUGGUAUUUGCCGACUACUUGUCCAAAGAGAGGUUCGCUACUGGCUAUGGCUUGUUCAUGUUCACCCAAGGCAAUGCCAUGUUCCUCAUUGGCCCCAUUGUUGGAAUCAUACGCGACAAGACCAAGGACUAUAUUCUGGUGUUCCACAUCCUCAAUGGCUUCAUGAUCCUUUGCGCCGUUCCCUGGGUCAUUGAAGUGCUUAUAGUUAAAUUCCGGAGGCGCAACAAGAUAGAACGCAACAAUGUGGAUCACGAGGAAGUGGAGAACCAAGGACGCAGUGCAAUGGUCCAUUAAAAUUGUAUAAGUUCUUAGGAAAAUGUAACAUCUGUCAACUCUUUAAAUGAAAAUAAAAUAUAAUCGAACUAAAUUUUU